Marasmius oreades (fairy-ring Marasmius) is the source of this 201-nucleotide messenger RNA. RefSeq lists its product as uncharacterized. The transcript is spliced from 3 exons. The record is from RefSeq and is a predicted model, not a curated record. Lineage: Eukaryota; Fungi; Basidiomycota; Agaricomycetes; Agaricales; Marasmiaceae. Bases 1 to 201 code for a protein of 66 amino acids.
AUGAAUGACUCAGAGGCGGGUUGUAGGCUUGACCACUUCACCGUUGGAGGAGCCUUUGCGCGUUGGUUGGAUUGGAGAGCUCUUUUAGAGGGCUCACACCUCGGCUCGAGUCAACUUCCAUUACUCCAGUCCUUAUCGAGAAAUGCCCGUAUAAAGCUUGAAACAUGCCGAGCCAACCUGGAAAUGUUCACUGAAAACUAA